This is a messenger RNA of Trichogramma pretiosum, 5576 nucleotides long. RefSeq names its product protein diaphanous (gene dia). Gene Ontology annotation, biological process: actin filament polymerization; actin cytoskeleton organization. The record is from RefSeq and is a predicted model, not a curated record. Gene Ontology annotation, cellular component: cytoplasm; actin filament. Lineage: Eukaryota; Metazoa; Arthropoda; Insecta; Hymenoptera; Trichogrammatidae. Bases 1197 to 4448 code for a protein of 1083 amino acids. The transcript is spliced from 15 exons. Gene Ontology annotation, molecular function: microtubule binding; small GTPase binding; actin binding.
UAUAAUACGAAUGCACGACUGUGAGAGUCGCUGAGGCUGCCGCCGCCGCCGCCGCGAGCCAGUCACCGUCGAGCGUCGUUGCUUUCAUGGUGUAGUGCGGCUGCUGCUGCAGCUAUUCGCGCGGGCGCCAACAACCAUAUAGUACUAGCAGCAACGCCGAGUCACCGAGAGAAAGAGCGAGAUAGACACCAGCGAGCGCUCUACAGUCCAUACACACACUUACAUUAUACAUAUACCUCAGUCGGAGUUUAUAACAAAUUUCUAACGGGCGCGCUGCUGCCUGGCCGUCGUGUGUGCAGACUUACGACUCCUCUCUCCGAGUGGCCAGCCUCCAGUCUACUCUUGGCAAUUCUCCGGUCUCUAGCAACAACGUGUGUGUGUGCGUGCGUGCAUUAUUUACGCACGCAGAAUUUUGCUUCGAUCAGCGUACGUUGCGAGAGUGCAUUUAUUCGGCGCGUCGUGCGUGUAGUGUACGAGUGUACAAUAUAGAUCCCGGAGACUCGUCCAGCCGCAGGAGAGAGAAAGAGAGAGAGAGCGAGCGCAAGAGACCGGACGCGCGCGCGGCAACCCAGCGCAGCAACAAUAACAAUUCAGCAUAUCGCAACAACGAUGCCGUGACAAAUGAUGAAAAAUUUCCGAAAGCUUCUGUGAACAACGCAGUGCGUUUUCUGAUUCCGCGAGUGUGUGCGUGUGUCUGUGCGUGUCUGCGUGAGUGCAGUGUUGUGCUGCGGUGCAGUGCAGUUUGUGCCUCCGCGAAAUUAUUAUUAUAAUACAGCAUAUAUAAAAAUAAAAUACGUGCCUUUCGGAGCUGCUGCUGCUCUGCUGCAGAAACUAGCGGCAGCGUGCGAGCUCUGUGUGUGUAUAUAUCUGUGCCUGCGUGUGUCUUUUUUCGUGCCUUUGCAUAGUUCCGAGCUCUCGCCUUGUAUCUUAUACGGCGAUUCGGAGGGAAAAGAGAAAGAGAGAGAGAGAAAAUUUACAAGAUUGUGCGUUCGCAUGCUGGCUGCACCAAGCCCAAGGAAUGCACGAGCAUCUAUUGUGAUAUAUUUCCAUUCGCAACCACCGAGUUCAACGCUUCGCUGUGUUUUUUUUUGUUUUUUCGUACUACCACGAGCUCUCGUGGUGGCCGAUUCUACGCUGCAUUUGUAUAGGGGAAUGAAAAUGUAUUGGAGUGAAUUUUGAUCAGUAUUUCACAAAUCAUGACGAGUAGAAGAGAUAAAGCAUCCAGCGGCUUUCUGGACACAUGGUUCGGAAGGCCAAAAAAAUCCGGCCGAGGAGGUAGUACAGGGCCCAACACGAUGCCUCGGCCCAAUUCCGACGAUUUUAACGAGAUCGAGCAGCAGCGCUGCAUGAUCGAACGCAUGGACGACGAGACUACCAAUGAUAAGUUCGAAGAACUAUUGGCAAACAUGAAUCUGUCGGACGCGAAAAAGGAGCCGCUACGACAGCAGUCGGCGCAAAAGAAGAAAGAGAUGCUGAUACUGCACUACAAAGGCAGCAUACAAGAGAGUAGAAACAAAUUUGACAAACCGGCCGAUUACAUACAGUACCUGUCGCAGCCGGACAUAAGCGUCAACAAGAUCCACGCGUGCGUCGAGUCUCUCAGGAUCGCGUUGACCAACAAUCCUCUGAGUUGGGUCCAGGAAUUCGGCACCAAAGGCCUCAAACAAGUUCUCGUCACGCUCAACGAGUGUUAUCGCAAUGUUAUCGUGCAAGUAAAUAAACUUAGCGACAGCCGAUACGAGCGAAUUCAAUACGAGUGCAUACGAUGCCUCAAAGCGAUCAUGAACAACACCGUCGGCAUCAAGGAGAUGCUGGCGCACCACGAGGCGUUGACGAUCGUCGCCCGUUCCCUGGAGCCGUCGAAGCCGUCGGUCAUGUGCGAAGCUGUCAAGCUCCUCGGUGCCGUCUGCCUCAUAUCCGGCGAGAGUCACAAAAAAGUCCUCGACGCCAUAACGAUGAACGGCGAGUUCAACGGCAAGGACCGCUUCCUACCUAUCGUUCAGGGUCUCAUGAACAAACAGAACGAAAAUUUACGAGUUGUGUGUCUGCAACUGAUAAAUUCCAUCAUAUCGUCGGCAGAGGAGCUCGACUUUCGAUUGCAUUUACGAAACGAAUUGAUGCGCGUCGGCUUGGCAGAUAUACUCGAAACGUUGGAGAACGAAGACGAGUCGGAAGAUCUAACGAGGCAUUUGAAAAUUUUCAACGACAUCAAGGACGAGGAUUACGAGGAGUUCGUGCAACGGUUCGAUCACGUCAGGCUCGAGCUGGACGAUGUCAACGAUUGCUUCGAGGUCGUCAAGAACAUGGUCAUGGACACCGUGGCCGAGCCGUAUUUUCUCUCGAUACUGCAGCAUCUGCUGUUCAUCCGAGACGACGCUCAGAUAAGGCCGGCUUACUACAAGCUCAUCGAGGAGUGCGUGUCGCAAAUUGUUCUGCACCGUUCGGGCUGUGAUCCGGACUUUCGAGCCACCAAGCGAUUCAAGAUCGACGUGCAGCCGCUGAUCGAGACUCUGGUGGAGAAGUCGCGCGCCGACGAGGAGCAGCGGCUCAUCGAGAUGACGCAGAAGCUCGAGGACGCCAUAGCCCGCAAGCAGGAGGCCGAGGCAAAAUUGCAGCACGCAGAAAACAUCAUUCGCGAGCUCGAGCAAGGCACCGGUCGCACUACCGGUGGCAUUGGAUUGAAACUUGUAAAUAGUUCUGGUGGUCCACCUCCACCUCCACCACCAAUGCCUGGACCAGGCGGUGGCGGUCCACCUCCUCCACCGCCACCACCGAUGAUGCCUGGCAUGGGACCACCACCGCCACCUCCAAUGCCCGGCAUGGGUGGUCCUCCAAGGCCACCACCACCACCUAUGAUGCCGGGUAUGGGCCCUCCACCGCCUCCGAUGCCAGGCAUGGGACCACCACCACCUCCGGGUAUGCCUAGGAUGCCCAUGCCAAAUGCUGUCCAAGUACUACCACACGGUAUGAAACCGAAGAAAAAAUGGGACGUCGACAAACCUCUUAAAAGAGCCAAUUGGAAAGCAAUUUUACCUCACAAGAUGUCUGAGAAGUCAUUUUGGGUCAAGGUACAAGAAGAUAAAUUGGCCAGUCCAGAUUUAUUAAAUGGGUUAGCGCAGAAGUUCUCAUCGAAACCACCAACGAGAAAAAUAGACGAUGUAGUUGAUAGCAGGUCAAAUACCGCGAAAAAGGUCAAGGAUUUGAAAGUACUCGAUGGUAAAUCGGCGCAAAAUAUCUUGAUUCUGCUCAACGGUACGCUCAAACAUGUAUCUUACCAAGAGGUCAAAUCAUGUUUGUUACGAUGCGAGGGUCCAGUUAUCAACGACAACAUUCUCCAAGGACUUAUUCAGUAUUUACCACCACCAGAUCAAUUAACUAAAUUACAAAAUUACAAAGAUCAGUACGACGAUCUGACGGAAGCCGAGCAGUUCUGUGUCACAGUUUCGCAAAUAAAACGACUAUUACCGAGGCUAAGGUCGCUGAGUUUUAUGUUAAAAUACGAUGAGCUUGUUGCGGAUAUCAAACCUGAUAUCGUUGCCGGUACAGCUGCCUGCGAAGAAGUCAAAAGUAGUAAAAAGUUUGCCAAGAUUCUUGAACUUAUUUUAUUGUGCGGUAAUUACAUGAAUUCAGGAUCGAAAAAUGGACAAGCUUUCGGAUUUGAAAUUAGUUUCCUUACAAAAUUGACGAGUACAAAAGACAUAGAAAACAAGCAGACGUUGUUACACUAUCUAGUUGACACAAUUGAAAGGAAGUUCCCGGAUUGCUUGAGCUUUUCUGAAGAAUUAACACACAUAGAUAGAGCAAGUAGAGUGUCGCUAGAAAAUAUUCAACGAACUCUGCGACAAAUGGACUCUAACAUUCGUAAUCUAGAGCAGGAUCUCAAUAACGCAAAAAUACCUCAAAGUGAUCAAGAUCACUUUGCAAAAGUCAUGACGCCGUUCGGUAAAAAAGCUCGAGAAUCGUAUGAAACUAUGCAAAGUAUGUUCAAGCAUAUGGAUAGUUUAUACACAGAAAUAUCAGAAUUUUUCGUAUUCGAUAAGGCAAAAUACACGAUUGAAGAAUUUUUUGGCGAUAUCAAAAAGUUCAAAGAUGACUUUUUACAAGCACAAAAAGAAAUUAUUAAACUUCGCGAAACAGAAGAGAAGCAACGCCGUGCACGAGAAGCGCGAGAAAAGGCGGAAGCGGAAAGAGCAGCGAGAGCCGAACGCAAACGUGCUCUGGUUGACAUGAACGCUCACGAGACUCAAGAAGGAGUGAUGGACAGCCUCAUGGAAGCUCUGCAAACUGGUUCGGCAUUCAGCAGACCCGAUCAGCGUCGAAAGCGUCAAAUACGCGCCGCCGGUGCUGAAAGAAGAGCACAAUUGAAUAGGAGUCGUUCUCGUACAGGAUUGGUUGGAACGGGGUUACUUGGUAGAGAAUUAUCCACAGAACUUCUUGGUUCAGCGUAGCAUAAGGUCUCUGACAAGGAAUAAGCUGUGAUGAGAUAUUUUUGAAAGCAAAUAAAUUUUUUAGAAUUCAAUAGUCAGGUGUCCCUAAAAAGUACAUGAAAAAUUGUAUGCCUUGAAAAUGACAAAAUUAUUGUAAUCACCCCGUCCAAGCAGAUACACACUGUUCUAAUGUUAAUAGAGAAGCAAAUUAUUUUUUACAACUUUAAAAGUUGUAAGUUUAAUAUGGAAUAUGGUCGAAGUAGGAUAUAGAAAUGCUACAAAACCAAUAUUUUUUAUGAAGAAUACCAGAACGAAGAAAAAUGCAAAAGAUAACUUUCAAUCCAUUUCCGAUUUGUUUAAAUUAUUGAAACUUGAACAUUUUACAGCAACAGAGUGUUAAGUUCAAUAAUAAUGGAUUGUGUAUGAAGAACUCAUUACUUGUUUCGAUAUGUCAUUUAAAGUAUAGACAAGAGUUACUUUUAUAGAUAGACAAUAUAACUUGAUUGAACUAUUUCUGUGAAGUACAAGAAAAAGUACACAAUCAUGAUAAGACUACAUGAUUUGAUGAAUGGUAAUUGAAUGAAGUAUGUACCUAAGCACAAAUUCCAAAAACCUAAUGAUCCUGCCUUAAAUUUAUUAAAAUUUCAAAGCUUGUAUCAAAAUGAAUGUUGAGAUAAAAUUAUCUUUGCAUGUUGCUUUUUUUACUUAAAUAAAAAUACUUUCAUGUUGCAAUGUAUAUUUUAAACAUGUACAAAAAGUAAUAUUUAUAUUAAAAUAAAGCAAUAAACAGUUGAUUUGCCUGAGAAUACUAUAUGUGUGUGUAAGUGAAUAAAUGAGAUGUAGAUUUGUAAUUUGAUUGCUUGAAUGAAAAAGUAAUCAUUGUAUCUAUACUGUGAAUACAACAUUUUUAGAUGUACACAUUGUUAAAAUAAUGCAACUUGUAAAAAAUGAACAUUUAUUUUGCAUAUAAAAACACAUAUUUAUAUUUUUUCAAAAUACAAAAUGUUGAUCGUAUUGAAAAGUGAAUGGAUGGUACCAAUACAUAUGGCAAGCUUGAUGUCGAAAAGGUUCCCAUAAUGUGUAGUAUCAAAAUUAUAAAUUGUAAAAAAAAUUUAUUGUAAUAAAAUGAGUUUUAAUUGAAAUUGAAAA